Messenger RNA from Aethina tumida (small hive beetle), 1161 nucleotides. Its product is annotated as D-altritol 5-dehydrogenase-like. The record is from RefSeq and is a predicted model, not a curated record. The transcript is spliced from 4 exons. Gene Ontology annotation, molecular function: oxidoreductase activity; zinc ion binding. The coding region runs from base 28 to 1062 and encodes 344 amino acids. NCBI's taxonomy places the organism in Eukaryota, Metazoa, Arthropoda, Insecta, Coleoptera, Nitidulidae.
UGUUCUUGUCCUCGACCAGUCGAUACAAUGGAAGCAAUAAGAUUCACACAGAACAACCUCCAAUUGGAGCUUGUCCAAAUCCCUAUCCCCAAAGUUUCCGAACCUUUGCAAGUACUCAUCAAGGUUGCUUACUCUGGAAUCUGUGGCACAGACCUCCAUAUUAUUGCUGGAGAGUUUCCGUGCACCAAAAGAACAGUCACUUUAGGUCAUGAGUUUUCUGGUACGGUUGUGGAGGUUGGCUCAGGAGUUACAACCUUCAAAAAAGGUGAUAGGGUGUCGGUGGAUCCCAACAAAGGUUGUUGUUGCUGCAAAUUUUGCCACUCUGGCCGGCCCCAUUUCUGUCAAAUGGGAGGCGUUGACAACAUUGGCACUUUCAAAGAUGGAGGCUGGGCCAACUUUAUUGUGGUACCGGAAGAGCAAGUCUUCAAGCUUCCCGAUAAUAUUACUUUAGAACAAGCUGCCUUGGCUGAGCCUUUAUCCUGUUUGGCCCAUGGUUGGGACAUCAUCAGCCCAAUUCCUAUUGGUACCAAAAUAUUGGUGACUGGGGCUGGAAUCAUUGGGAGUUUGUGGGUGUGUGCCCUUCAUUUACAAGGCCAUAGAAACGUUACUGUGUCGGAACCAAAUGCCUCCAGGUUGAGGCAACUACAGAAACUUAAUACAGGAUACGUUAUUUUGACACCAGAUCAGCUGAAGAAGAACCAACAGGCUGAUUAUGAGUAUUUGUUCGAUGUGGUGAUCGACUGCAGUGGGUUCCCACCAGCUGUGGAGCAUGCCGUCAGUCUUCUACGAAGUGGAGGUAAACUCUGUUGUUUUGGAGUUGCUCCACCUCAUCGAAAAAUCACGGUAUCCCCCUUUGACAUUUACAUGAAAGAGUUGACCAUCCAUGGUGUCAAUGUUAACCCAUUCAGUUUUCCUAAGGCCAUUGGACUGCUGGAGUCAAUGGGUGACAGAUAUUUGAGCUAUCAGAACUUGGGGAUUAAAACUUAUUCGCUGAAACAGUACAAGGAGGCCAUUCAGACUUUACGAAGAGGAGAUAUUGCUAAAGCUAUUUUCAAAUUGUAAUAUAGUAAACCUUUUAAUGAUGUUGACUGUUUGGAUUAUCGGCGUUAUGUCAAAGUGCCAACUGAUAAUUAAAAUAAACAAACAAUGCUAAAAAUUAAA